This is a messenger RNA of Acanthoscelides obtectus, 697 nucleotides long. The record is from the annotation of a GenBank genome assembly. Lineage: Eukaryota; Metazoa; Arthropoda; Insecta; Coleoptera; Chrysomelidae.
GCGGCAUUUCAGCAGGGAGAUUUACACCAGAAAUGACUGGAUUUGUGGGUGCAACAGGAAGAAUGUCCUUUUCUGCUUUCCUUGCAUACUUUUAGGCGGUAGAUGUUACAGAUUUAGUGCACCUGAGUGAAAAAAUUAAGAAGCAUGAAAACUCUGAAACACAUCUUCAUAAUUCGAUGGAAUUGGCUUUAUUGGGGACUGUUAACAUCAGAGCUCAGUUAGAUUCAGCUUAUUGGAGAAAUACAGCAUAAUGAUACUGUUACAAAAAACAGGAACUUCGAAAGAAAUACAAAACGAUCUACUGGAUUGUAUUCUUGAAGUUUGUCAUGAAGAAACAAUAAAACAGAUUAACAGAGCCUCGUAUUCGGCGAUAAUAGCAGAUGAAACAACGGACAUUUCGGGAAAAACCCAAUUGGUAACAAUUUUCAGAUACCUAUUUAACGGCGAACCAGUAGAACGUUUUUGGAAUUAUAUGAAUCCCGAAAAAUGUGACGCUGAUACUCUCACAAGACAUAUUUUGAGCGUCGUAGAUCCAUUAAUAGGAACUUUCCCUAACAAACUGAUUUCACAAAGCUAUGAUGGAGCCGCGGUAAUGAGCGAACAUAAUGCUGGAAUACAGGCAAAAAUUAAACAAAGAUACCCAGUUGCUCACUAUGUGCAUUGCUAUGCGCAUCAGUUAAACCUGAUUAUGUCCUAA